GUCCACUUACAGAGAGGGUGACUCGUAAACGAAAGAGUCGAACGGUUCGCACACGGUGUUCGUCUUCUUGUUCCGCUCGUAACUCUUCGCUUUCAAAGAAACACGCUAGCCAGCGAACUGUCAGCGGAAGGCCGAAGCGCGCGAUCGUUGGAAGCGGUGUUCGCGCUCUAAGUUACCGCGCCACGCGUAUCAGUCGCUCGGCUGAUCGUCGAACGAUUCGGCCGUGUUGUUGUUGCUGCUGCUGCUGCUGCUGCUGCUGCCGCCGCGGCUCGCAACCGUGAAAACCGCACGUGGCUCGAAUACCGCGUUAACGACGUUCGCAUCGAAAUCCGUACGCGUGGUCCCCGGGUCGUGACCCCUUCCAGGGAAGAUGGCAGCUGGACUUUUAUCAUGCUUUCUCGGCGUCGUUCUGAUCGCCAUGACCGAUGCUGCAGUGAUCGAACACACCGUCCGCAAGGUUACGGACUGCGAUAGUGAAGUCUAUUGCACUGGGGAUUUAUUGAAGACGGUACAGCUUGCUGAGAUCUUUAACGAUAGCAAGACAUUCGUUGAUCUCUAUCAAGUGAACGAUCCACAAAUAACUCUGGCCAAUUUCCACAAUUUGAUGAAGUCGACGCAAAAUAACCCUAGCAGGAACCAAAUAAAGCAGUUCGUUAGCGAGAAUUUCGAAUCGGUGAACGAACUGUUAAACUGGACACUGCCUGAUUGGACGGACAAUCCUACCGUCCUGAGCCGGAUCCUGGACUCGAAGUACCGCGAAUGGGCCAGGCACCUGAACCAAAUUUGGAAGGACCUGGCUAGGAAGAUGAACCCCAAUGUGAAGGAGCAUCCCGAGAGACACAGUCUUAUCUACGUGGAAAACGGAUUCAUUAUUCCUGGUGGUCGAUUCAAAGAGUUCUAUUACUGGGACAGUUACUGGGUGAUCGAGGGACUGCUUUUAUCCGACAUGUAUCAAACUGCCAAGGGGAUGAUAGACAACUUUGUGUACAUGGUGGAAAGAUAUGGUUUCAUACCCAACGGUGGCAGAAUUUAUUACCUUAUGAGAAGCCAACCGCCCCUGUUACAUCUCAUGGUUUCGAGGUAUUUGGAGUUCACCGACGACAUUCUCUACCUUCGGAAAAUUAUACCUUUGCUGGAGAAGGAGUUCAGCUUCUGGCAGCAAGAGAAGACGAUCAACGUCGUGAAAAACGGAAAGACGUACAAGAUGGGACACUACGUCGUCAACAGCACCAGGCCUCGACCGGAAAGCUACAAGGAGGACUACAGGCUGGCUCAAUUAUUGCCAGAAAAGUCGCGCGAUUUCUUCUACAACAAUAUAAAAGCGGGCGCCGAAAGUGGCUGGGACUUUUCCAACAGGUGGUGCAUAGGGAACAACAAGACCGGGAUGCUCAGUUUGCUGAACAUCUCCACGCAGUAUAUUAUACCUGUCGACCUUAAUGCGAUUCUGCAGCAAAACGCCCGGCUGCUAGGCGAAUUUCACACUCUGUUGGGAAACAAUGCGAAGGCGCAGUAUUAUGCAAAGAUAGCCUCGGAAUUCCAAAUGGCGAUAGAUAAUGUCCUGUGGAACGCUGAGGAAGGAAUAUGGAUGGAUUACGAUGUGCAAAAUGAAGAACCGAGGAGAGCGUUCUAUCCCAGCAACCUCACUCCGUUGUACACGAGGAGUUACAACCGUCAGCAACGCGAGCAGUACGCGUUGUCCGCCGUGAAGUAUCUGAAAUCGCAAAACAUCGACCACUUCUUUGGUGGUACGCCCACGUCGUUGAAGCAAACGGGAGAACAAUGGGAUUUCCCGAACGCCUGGCCACCGUUGCAGUCGUUCAUCGUGAUGGGUCUCUAUUGGACAGGGGUCACGGAAGCGAUGGACUCUGCCCACGAAUUGGCUCAGAGAUGGCUCGCCUCUAAUUACAUCGGCUUCAUGGAGACCGGACACAUGUUCGAGAAGUACGACUCGAUCGACCCCGGCAGGGGUGGCGGCGGUGGCGAGUACAAUGUACAAACGGGAUUUGGAUGGUCGAACGGCGUGGUCCUUGAGUUUCUUAACACCUUCCCGGCCAUCAGCCUUGAGCAAAGUUAGUUGGACGGACUUUAGCAGUUAUGUUCGCAGGUUUUAUUGAUGACGCGAUUUUCCAACGAAUCUAGUCUAAACGGAAAACAGGGCGCAAAAAAGGAAACAAGAAAAACCCACCGUUUGCUCGACUCAAGUCAAUGUAUCUAUACAAUAUAAGAGAGUUACUCUCUGCCUCCUUACGAAUCGCCUCGUCGGUGAACUGUUAUUCUUACCUGUGGUAAAGUUAGAUAUUUAUACCAUAAUUAAAUUCCACGAAACGGUUUGGCAUAGCCAUUUGCUGUAACAUUAAUACUAGAGAAAAAGAUUUAAAAAUAUUUACUGUAAAAUUGUUAACUUACGUGACGACCAAUAUUUUCUAUAUUUAUCAAAUUUUAAUAAUUGUUAAUAAUCUAAUAAGGUUAUUUUAUAUAACCGAUGUUAUUAGAAGCGUGUAUGAAUACUAUCUUUUUUUCUUAGUACGGUUGAACAAUUCCGUGCAUCGAUGUCAGUGACAUCGUUUCGCGAACCAGUAAUUUUUAGUCGACGAUGAUGAAACACGGGCACAAAAAGGCAUAAUGAUUGCGUACGAAACUCGUCAGUAUUCUAAUUUAAUUGCUAGCUGUAAGUUAGUACCGUGCGUUAACAAAAAAAUUAACAUGCAUUUUUUUGUUUCUGGAGAAUGACGCUGGCGGCAAACCUCCGAUACAUGCAUAUAAUUUUAAUUUGUGUAUCCGUUACUUUCGAAGAGUGAAUCAUCUCAAUGGGAUGUAAAUUUGAACUGUGUGAAACUUUGAAAGGUAAAUCGCAUAUGUAUAAAAGUAAUAAAAAAAGAAAGGAAAUUGGUACGGA
This is a messenger RNA of Ceratina calcarata, 2896 nucleotides long. Its product is annotated as trehalase. Gene Ontology annotation, biological process: trehalose catabolic process. Gene Ontology annotation, molecular function: alpha,alpha-trehalase activity. The coding region runs from base 371 to 2074 and encodes 567 amino acids. Lineage: Eukaryota; Metazoa; Arthropoda; Insecta; Hymenoptera; Apidae. The transcript has 10 exons. The record is from RefSeq and is a predicted model, not a curated record.